Molecule: messenger RNA, 1083 nt
Organism: Humulus lupulus (European hop)
Lineage: Eukaryota; Viridiplantae; Streptophyta; Magnoliopsida; Rosales; Cannabaceae
Product: protein DCL homolog, chloroplastic-like
Exons: 3
Coding region: 110-763 (217 amino acids)
Biological process (GO): chloroplast organization; chloroplast rRNA processing
Cellular component (GO): chloroplast
Source: RefSeq, a predicted model, not a curated record
GUUGCUUCCUAUCCACUAAAGAUUGCGCUCUAUCAGAAACCAUUACAGAGAGAGCACCACACCCCUCUGCAAAUGGGUUUCACUGCCAAUAGCUGAAUCAGUUUCAGCCAUGGCGGCAACCGGCACUAGUACCCCUUCAUCAGCACCAAAUUCAGGCUUCAGACGCAAUUGGGUCAUUCACUCUUCGUCUUCUUACAAACCACCUUUGGUCUGCGUCCUCAAAACGGCGUCGUCUGACGAUGGCAGAGUGACUCGCAGCCAUGACUCUUAUGCUCCCAGCUUACUCAGGAAGCCCGUGGUGAUACCCCUGCCGAAAUAUUACAAAGAAGAAGAACAACCGAAACACCAAGAGCUAGAAGAAGAAGAGAAAGAUGGGUCUGAAUCUGAUCAAUGGGUGGAUUGGGAAGAUCGGAUUUUAGAGGAGACUGUUCCUCUUGUUGGCUUUGUUCGAACUAUCAUUCAUUCCGGAGAAUAUAAGAUUGGUGAUAAACUCAGUGAUGAGCAUGAGAAUGUGAUUUUAGAGAAGUUGCUUCCUUUUCAUCCAGAUUAUGAAACCAAGAUUGGUUGUGGAGUCCAAUCCAUUAAGCUUGGGUUUCAUCCUGAGUUUAAGAGAACAAAGUGUUUGUUUGUUGUACGGAAAGAUGGGGAGUCAGUGGAUUUCUCGUAUUGGAAAUGUAUAAAGGGUUUGAUCAGAAAGAAGUACCCUUUGUUUGCUGAUGCUUUCAUUCUCAGACACUUUCGACCACGCAGGUCUAAGAAAUAGAUUUCAGAGAACAAGAAGAAGAAAAAAUGUUGCAUUUGAAUAUGACCAAGAUGAAGAAGCAUAAACCAUGGUCGUCGCCACAAAAACAACUCAUCAUAUUUCAGAAAACUCACUUUUUUUUUAACAAGACAUAAUCUGAUUCUGAGUUAGAGUUACUAGUACUACAUGGCAUUGAUCAAACAACUUUCAUUGUUAAAGGCAAGCCAUUUGUUUUUAGGUUUCAAUUUUUGUUUUCCUUUUUUUAUUUAGUAAUGAAGGCUUUCCACUUUGAAAGAAGUAAUAUGUUUAGACUUGACUGAGAUUAUAUUUUUUUAACCCUA